GUCGUUCCGUCACAAAGUCCGCAGCCAGUCGGAGUCCAGACAGUCAGUCAGUCAGUCAGUCUGUGUAUUGUUGGACACCGGAGAGCCGGGCUUGCAUUCCGCAGAAGUUGGCUGUCCCAUCAUCAUCGUCACUCAGAAACUUGUCUGCAAACUUUUGUGGAUUGUUUGAUUUAUAUGAGAGGAGGAGGAGGAUAAGAAGGUGAAGCUCCGGUAAUGGAGAAGCACAAAGUGCUGGAUCAGCUCCUGAUGGAGCUCCACCGCUUCCUGCUCAUCCUGGACAAAGAGAAGCUGAGCGGGAACGCGACUGUCCAAAAGGGCUUGCUCCACGAUCUCUUCCAGUCCUACAGAACCGCUAAUGGUGCUGAUGAGGAAUACAUCUACAUGAACAAGGUCAUUGUUAGUGGCAAGGACAAAGACGACAAAGAUGACAGAUCAAAUUCCCUGGUCAAUGGGAAAGCAGCAAAAUACGUCCCUGUCCCACAGAAGAGCCUUCCUGAACUGCCACCACCAAGAACAGGUAUGGUGUGUCGGGAGCCGUUCCCCUUACCUUCAGUUCCUGCUCUGUAUUCAGACAAUACAGAGAGUUACUAUGAGGAGGCUCAGCCCUAUGAGGAAACUUUGAAUGAUGAUGGGGAAGCAGUAAGCAGUUCAUAUGAGUCCUACGAUGAGGAGGAAGUGACCAGAGGGAAGUCGCCAUCAGCGCAGCACCAGUGGCCGUCUGCAGAGGCGUCCAUUGAGCUGAUGAAGGACUCGCGGAUCUGUGCUUUCCUGUGGAGGAAGAAGUGGCUGGGCCAGUGGGCCAAACAGCUCUGUGUUAUCAAAGAUCAUCGCCUGCUGUGCUAUAAGAGCUCCAAGGAACAGACACCUCUGCUGGAUGUGAGUCUGCUGGGCUGUACCGUGGUCUACAAGGAGAAGCAGCUGAAGAGAAAAGAGCACAAACUGAAGAUCAUUCCUGUGGGCGGGGAGGCCAUUGUGCUGGGCCUACAAAGCAAGGAGCAGACAGAACUGUGGCUCAGGGUGAUUCAUGAGAUCAGUCCAAAACCAGCUGAAAACUGUGAAUCCCAGCACUCUGUCUCAGACUCCCCGAGGCUCAUUUGUACGAAGGGAGAUCUGAGUGAAAGAUACUCAGUGGCUUCAGAGAGCGGCAGCAGCACUGACAGCCACGCUGAGAUUCCCGAAAUCAAAGAUGUGAAGAAAAAGUAUGGUGCAGGUUUGAAGUUCAGCAACCUCAUGAACAUUGGCAAGAAAAAACCAUCGUCGUUAGAGAGCCCAGAGAAAUGUGUGGACACCUCAGGCUACCUCAACGUGUUGGUGAACAGCCAGUGGCGGACCUGCUGGUGUCUAAUCAAGAACGGCCAGCUGUGGUUUUACCAGGACAAGGGCAAGAACAAAGUGAGCCAGCCGGCUGUGACUCUGGGAGGCUGCAGCGUCUUGCCCGACCCGAGCCCCGAGCACUUGUACUCCUUUAGGAUCGACAUGGACGGCACACAAAUGGCAACACUAGAGGCGAAGACGUCGGCUGACAUGGGACACUGGCUUGGCCUCCUGCUGUCACAGACGGGGACCAAGACCGACCCCGAGGAGCUGGCGUACGACUACGUCAAUGCUGAGAGGAUCUCCAGCAUCGUCAGUGCUGCCAAGACUUCCUUUUACUUGAUGCAGAGGAGAUAUUCAGAGUCAAACACCUACAUCGAAACCCCACCCUCCAUCUCUCACAACUCUGAUGAGCUAUAUGAUGACGUGGCAUCGUUAGCCGAUCCAGAGGAUGCAGAAGAGAGCGGCCUGCCUGACAGUGAGGACAACAACCUUCAGGAACAAAAUAAAAGCUGCUCACAGGAAAACAAGGACUCAGAGCAGGACACUGAAACAAGGGUUUACCUGGACCUGAUCCCUGUGCGCUCCUUCCUCCACACGUCCUGUGCAAAUAAACCUUCGCCUACCAAAGAAACGUCUGCACCUUCUCCGGUCACAGAAGAAGAACAAAAGGAGCAAUCAUCUCAACAUAAAGAGGUAACGUCUUCAGACAGUACUGAGCCAGAGUCAAUGCCAGAGUUAAAUGGAACAAGUUCAGCGACCAGCAAACCAGAACAAGAGCUCCCCCUGAUUCCAAAUCUCCCACAGCCACAAACUCAACCUGUCAGGAUCUCGUCCCAAAGUCAGGAGACCCCCAAAAGGACCCUGGGGAUCCCACAGGUCUUCAACUCCUCCUCCUCCUCCUCCUCUGGGAUGCAAAUCCAUAAUAAAACUCCAGUGGUUCAGACUGGUUCCGGGUUCCCUCAGAGUCCUCAACCACUUCGGCCCAAAUCACAUACUAUUGGGUGUACUGGUGCAUUCGAAGUCAAACUGGGCAAGAACCGCACUGAGGCAGACUUGCGCCGUUACAUCGAUGACCGUGACCGCCUGGAGAAAGAGAGGGAGGAGGUGAAGAGCAGUCUGGCCAACCUGAAGAAGCAAAGGAGGGAAACCAAAGACGAGCUCACCGCCUGCCAAGAUCCCAAGAAGCAGGCCUCAUUAGAAGCCUGUCUGAAGCAGAGAGAAGAGGCGUGUCGGGAGGCGGAGCAUCGUCGAGUAGAGGUGGAGCUACGGUUGAUGGAGGUUAAAGAAUGUUUGAAGAAGGUGGAGUCAGGGCCGUUCACACUGGGAACCACGCUGGACAGCAGCCUGCAGGACACGCCUACACCUAAAGCAGCAACCCUGCCUGCUUCUCAAACAUCAGCAGCAGCAGCAGCAUCAGCAGCAGCAGCAGCAGCAGCAGCAGCAUCACAUCCCCCAAACAGUCACAUCAGUGCAGACUCCACCUCCCCCGUCAACUCUGCAUCAGCGCUCAAGAACAGACCGGCCUCCAUCAUGGCCACCAAAGGCAAAGUCCUACAGAAAGCAAUGGAGUGGGAGAAGAAAACCACCACCUAGAGGAAACCCGAACGCCUUUUGACCUCUGAAGUCCACAAGUUUCUCUUUAGGUCUGGUUGACCUUCCACAAUUGCCGCGUUUAAGGACCAGUCAGUAAAAUUCUCUGACUUUCAUCACCUUAAUCAACUUCUUGCCCAGACUACAAACAGCCAAUCAGAGUGAAGCUCGAGCCGCCUUCUAAAAUAUUACUGGAUAAUCUUUGUUUCAAUGACUUUUCAACUUGUUUUCUGCAUUUGCUUAAGAGAGGAUGUUGAUGAAGUAGCAUUUUGGCCAGUUUGACAAUUCUUUCUGAUAAUGAAGCACAAAACGCCAAGUAUCUGAUAACCACUGAAGUUUAAGACACAAAACCACCCCUCGACAAAAUAGACCAAUUUGUGCACCAUAGAUUGUAGCUUGGUUUAUAUAUGCUGGUAGCCAAGAUGUAAAUAUAUUUCCACCAUUAUUCAGCCCGUUGGCUUGUAUUGCUAGCUAAACAUGCACUUUUUAUUCAAAUAAAAAUGUAAUGACAACAUAACAGGCUUGACGUUUGUUAAUGGAAGUCUCCUUUUGCCUUUAACCUGAAAUACUUUUGUCUGACUCGUGCAUUUGUAAAGCGUUCAGGAGUAGUAGUAACUAAGCAGAGGCCACUGGAGGCCUGCAGCAUUAAAAUUCAACAGGGUCAUUAAAGUUCAAUGAGUCACUACUUGCAAA
Labrus bergylta (ballan wrasse) is the source of this 3600-nucleotide messenger RNA. It is a transcript of the gene afap1l2, whose product is annotated as actin filament associated protein 1-like 2. Gene Ontology annotation, molecular function: SH2 domain binding; SH3 domain binding. Gene Ontology annotation, cellular component: cytosol. Gene Ontology annotation, biological process: positive regulation of epidermal growth factor receptor signaling pathway; regulation of mitotic cell cycle; regulation of interleukin-6 production. The record is from RefSeq and is a predicted model, not a curated record. NCBI's taxonomy places the organism in Eukaryota, Metazoa, Chordata, Actinopteri, Labriformes, Labridae.